AAGAAUCGUGAUGCUCCUGAUCGCCUUCGCUAUUUUCGCCGUGGCGUCUGCCCGCAUCAUCCCGCCUUCGGUGGUGGCCAGCACCAACCCCGAGGUGCAGGAAAUCCUUAACUCCAUCCAGAGCUCGAGCACCGACCCCGCCACCGCCGCAGCACUCGAACAGCUGCUCCUCGAAGUACUCGGCAUCGCAAAGCCUGAACCAAUCCAAGUUGGACCUGCUAUUGUCGAUGAAUACGAGCCCAUCCACGUUGGACCCGCUAUCGUUGAUGAGUACGAGCCCAUCCACGUUGGACCCGCUAUCGUUCCCUUCCCCAUUCCCGAUGGUGGUGCUGUGACUGAGGUGGAAGCCGCCCCCGUGGUGCCCGCUCCCUCUGCCAGUGCUCCUCUGGUCCAGAUCAUCCUGAACGUCAACGCUGCCGCCAACGUUCCCGGCUCACCUGUCGUCGUGGAGACCAACCCCGCUGCGCCCACCCCCGUUCAAGUCGUCGAGGAGGCUGAGGUCCCCGAACCCGUCAUCGUAGUUGACCAACCUGCCGUCGCUGAGCCCGUCAUUGUUUUGCCCGACAUCCUUAACUAAAUCCAGAGCUGCUUCCUGUGAAUAACUACUUUUUAACAGUAUUUGUCAUCAAUAAGCCAUCAAUGCAAUAAAUACAUAACUAAAAUUUAUAUUU
Molecule: messenger RNA, 671 nt
Organism: Papilio machaon (common yellow swallowtail)
Lineage: Eukaryota; Metazoa; Arthropoda; Insecta; Lepidoptera; Papilionidae
Product: cytadherence high molecular weight protein 1
Exons: 2
Coding region: 11-577 (188 amino acids)
Source: RefSeq, a predicted model, not a curated record